This is a messenger RNA of Etheostoma cragini (Arkansas darter), 900 nucleotides long. RefSeq names its product CD209 antigen-like protein E. Gene Ontology annotation, molecular function: carbohydrate binding. The transcript is spliced from 7 exons. Bases 37 to 651 code for a protein of 204 amino acids. Gene Ontology annotation, cellular component: external side of plasma membrane. The record is from RefSeq and is a predicted model, not a curated record. Lineage: Eukaryota; Metazoa; Chordata; Actinopteri; Perciformes; Percidae. Gene Ontology annotation, biological process: biological process involved in interspecies interaction between organisms.
AAUACAAACUACCAUUAAUCUGAUUCUGUUCUAAUAAUGAUAACCUCUCCUCUCAUAAUGACAGUUUCAGAGAGAGACGAGUUCAAGAGAACCAACUUUGAUGUUGAGGCUGGGUUCAAAACCCUGACUGAGGAGAGCGAGGACCUGAAGAGGAAGCUGAAUAUCUCAGUUUCAGAGAGAGACGCUUUGAAGAGAACCAAGCUGGAUGUUGAGGCUGGUUUCAAAACCCUGACUGAGGAGAGAGAUGACCUGAAGAGGAAGCUGAAUAACUUAGCUCAAGGAAGAUGGGAGUAUUUCAACGGUAGUUUCUACUACAAAUCUACUAUCACUAAAACCUGGCAAGAGAGUAGAGAUGACUGUCUUCAAAAGGGUGCAGACCUGGUGAUUAUCAACAGCAAAGAAGAACAUGAUUUCCUAAGAAAAUUGAAGAAGGUCAUGUGGAUUGGCCUGACUGACUCAGAGACAGAGGGGACGUGGAAAUGGGUGGACGGGACUCCACUGAAUGAAAGAUACUGGGAUUCCGGGGAGCCUAACGGAGAGAAGAGUGAAAACUGUGUGGAAAUAAAGAAAUUUGAUUCAGAAAAUAGCUGGAAUGAUGUAAGCUGUUCCACUUCAAAGAACUGGAUCUGUGAAAUGAAAGUCAUUCCAUAACUCUCCAUCCAAACCCACCAGACAGAAAACUAACAACGAUAAAUGUAUUGCUGAUACAAUUUAAAUCUUCACAAAAGCAACCUGAAUGUGCUCAUGUAGACACAUCAUUUCCAAGUAAAAACAGCGUUUUAGGAUUUGCCAGCUCGGUGUGUGAUAAUCUGGAGCCUGGUUCUUUGCUCUGCAGUAAAGGGACCUGUUAACAUCUAGAAACAAAUGUCCAACCAGUUCACUGCUCUGGCUGAAAAAGAA